Messenger RNA from Phialemonium atrogriseum, 1428 nucleotides. RefSeq names its product putative autophagy protein. Bases 139 to 1089 code for a protein of 316 amino acids. The record is from RefSeq and is a predicted model, not a curated record. The transcript has 2 exons. Lineage: Eukaryota; Fungi; Ascomycota; Sordariomycetes; Cephalothecales; Cephalothecaceae.
AGCAUACAAUUCUGCCACUGAAAACCGCCUUAAACUUGCAACACACUCGGAACGAGUCGAAGGACCAGUUUCCCGGCGCAGACUUGGUGCGGCUCUGAUCAAGUUAUUCAAGAAUUUCAGCCUCUUGGCUUCCCUGAGAUGGGGUGGUUCGAUGGUUGGUUUGGGUCCAGCAGCGGCGACAGCGACCCGCUCUCAAAGCUCGAUCCCAAGCUCCGCGAGUUCCUGGAGCGAGAAUCUCCAGUCAAGUUCAACAAGCCCCCAACUGCUACCACAAGCCAAGAUGAACGCCACACGGUGACGGCAAGGCAGUCCACUGCAGAAGACCCUGCUACGGUGGCUCAGAAACCCGCGGGGGUUCCACCAGAGAGCCAGUACAAGGAUGGGCGGUAUGCAGACUUGUGGAAGAGCUAUCGGCCACUGGCCGCGGUCGAGGCCGAGACGAAGAGCGACCAUGAGAAGUUGAUGGAUGUUCUAGACGGCUACAAGGAGCGCAAAGCCCAGAUUGGGAGGGCAGCGCUGGAGAAUUGUGCCCUGGAGCAGUUGGACUGGAGCAACUGUAUGAAGAGCGGGGACUUGACUGCGAGGUUGACCAUGUGUCGGGCCGAAGUGAAGAAGUUUGAACGAUGUUACACUACUCAAUCGAGGUUGCUCAAGGCCUUGGGCUAUCUAUCAAACUACGACGGGCCGUCGGAAAUCAACGAGGAUAUCCAGAUGCACGCAGACUCUCUGUAUCACCGAAUGCUGGAACAGGAGGCGGCCAUUGAGGAGGCCAAGAAGGAAGGCAGGCCGGUACCGAAGCUCGAACCCAUGUUGAUGAAGUCGGCAGUGGCCGUGAAAAAGGAGGAGUUCGACAUCUCGAGCAUGAAUCCAGAGGCACAGAAGAAGUGGAAGGAACAUCUAGAGAAGCUUCCAGAGCAAGAUCGGCUGGCGGAGGAGCAAGCAAUGAAGGGAGAGCUGAAAGCCAAGGCCGAGUUGGCAUCGAAACUACAAGGUUUGUGGCAGGAACAGGCGAAGGAACGGGAGGCUCGGAAAUCAGAGGGCAAGGAGACGAUAUCAGACAAGGUUGCCAACCUGUUUGGGAGGAAAUAGUGGCCUUGCAAGAUAGAGACUUACGUACCUACCUGGUAGCUUGUUGCUUAGCUACCUACAGUAGGGACAGAUGUACUCACAAUAGCAUGCUGUAUAAGUAGGUGGGCCAACCCUCAAGCCUUGGGAUAUUAUUCAAACGAACAACUUUCAGUCCUUCACCCUCCAUCAUCCGUCCUACCUAUAUAAUAAGGAAUCAUGCUUAGAGCUAUCUGCCUGGGCACUUUAAAUCCAAAAUUUUGAUGCGGCUGGAGGAAGGAUGUACCCAGAGCAGGGGGUUUUACGACUUCAAAGCAAACGAAUUAAAAAUUGUUGGAUGCAGAAUCGGCCUCAAACAGGCGC